AAUGGCCGACGCAUCUGCCGGCGGGCUUUAUCAAUGUUUGACGGACAUUUCCCGCGCCGACACCAGCGGAGACUACCAAAAGGCGCUUACAUCGGCUAAUAAGCUGAUCCGAAAGUACCCAAAGGAGACAUUCGCGUUCAAAUGCAAGCUGGUCGCUCAAAUUCAGCUCUCCCAGUACGCGGAUGCUCUGGAGCUUAUCAGGAAGACUCCUGCGCAUCAGAUGGGCCACGUCGGCUUCGAAAAAGCCUACAUUCACUACCGCCAGGACGAGCUCGACGAAGCGAUCAAAGAGCUCAACACGUGCGACAAAGACGACGUUAAAGCCCUAGAGCUCAAGGCCCAAGUGUUCUACAAACAGGAAAACUACCAACAAGCCUACGAUAUCUACCUCUACUUGCUCAAAAAUCACUCGGACGACUCGGACGAGCUCCGCCGAGCCAAUUUCCUUGCGGUUCAGGCCCGACUGGAGGCCCAAGGCGUCAAACAGGCCGUCGCGGAGACCGAGGACUCGUAUUCGCAGCUUUAUAAUCGGGCUUGCGUCGAAAUUGAGGCCGAGAAGCUGCCGCAGGCUUUGGAGAGCCUGGAGAAGGCGCUGAAAACGUGCCGAAAAUCGUUCGAAGACGAGGAUCGCGAAGAAGACGAAAUUGAAGAGGAAUUGGACUCGAUUCGCGUUCAAAAAGCCUAUGUUCUGCAGAGAAUGGGCCAAAAAGCCGAAGCUCUCGCCAUUUACGAGAAAGUUCAGGCUGCGAAUCAUCCGGACUCUAGCGUCAAAGCAACCAUUACCAACAAUAUUCCGGCGGCUUCUAGCGAUUUUGCACUUCCAGAAUCUCGUAAAAGGUUCAAAGCGGCUCUUCAGAUUGACCAAACGAAGCUAACUCGUCGCCAGCGGCUCACUUUGAUGCUCAACAAUGCUCUUGUGCUUCUGCUCUCAAAUCAACGUGAACCAUGUAAACGUGCUCUCGAAGAGCUCGUCGCUAAAUUCGGAAGCUCCAAGGAUGUUGCUCUCAUUGAGGCGACACUUCAUUUUAAAAUGGGCGAUGCUGAAGCUGCGUUGAAGGUUCUCGCCGGCUCGGAUUUGGAGCAAUCGUUGGCUCGUCUACACGUUCUGCUAAACGCCGGUCGCCUUCCAGAAGCCGUCGGUGCAAUUCGUGAUCUACCGAUUUCCGGCAAACUUGGAGCAUCUUCUCUGCUCACUUCAACGUUGAUCGCCGCCGAUUCUCGAGAUGAAGCUGUAAAGGAGCUCGUCGCAGCUUCAACGGCAAAAAAUCAGACUCCAGAAGCGCUGAAAUCGAUUUUGGAGGAUUUGGUGGAAGUUGAGCAGCAACGGGGCAACGAGACGGCUGCUACGAAGCAUUUGGAGAAGCUCGUCGAGAAAUUCCCGGAGGAUUUGCAGCUGCAGUGUCGAUUGGUCGGAGCCUACUCGAAGACUGAUCCGAAGAAGGCCGAAAGCCUUAGUGCUAAGCUGUUCCCGGAGACGAUGGAAGUCGAUGUGAACGUUGACGAGCUCGAGGAUUCGGAUUGGAUCCUUUACGGUGAGAAAUACCGUCAAAAGAAGGAGGCAAAGUCACCACAAACUGCUGAAAUUGCUGCUACUCGAAAGCUGAAAAUCGCGACGAAGCGAAAACGGAAGAUUCGUCUCCCGAAGAACUACAAUUCCGCAGUGACUCCGGAUCCAGAACGAUGGCUUCCACGCCAAGAACGAUCGACUUACAAGCGAAAACGGAAGAACCGAGAACGCGAAAUUGGCCGUGGAACUCAAGGAUCUUCGUCUGCGAAUCCGAAUGUCGAAUAUGUGACAGCGUCUCCGAAUUCGCCACGCCCACUUCCUGGUCCCGUCGCAGAAGGACCCCGUCAACAGCGUCCCAAUUUCCAGAAACAGAAGAAGAAGAAGAAUGCGUCGAAAUUUUAAAUUUUUUUUGAAAAAAAUUUCCUUUUUUUUCUAUUACUAGUAAUAAUUAUUGCCCCCUGAGAUUUCCUUUCCCUGAAAAAAUUGCGAAAAAAGUGAAAAAAAAAUUGGAGAAAUUUUGGCGAUUUUUGAAAAUUUCUGAAAAAUUGACAAAAAUCGUGUUUUUUGACGAUUUUUCGAUAAUUUUAACAUUUUUAGUCGAAAAAAAAAAUGCAUUUUUUGUGUAAAAUUGACAAAAUUGACGCGAUUUUUGGCGAAAUUUCGUUAAAAUUUUAAAAUUGGCAUUUUUAGCCGAAUUUUUUGAGAGAAAUCUCCAUUUUUAUUUGAAAUUGACUAAAAUCCAGAUUUCUGGCAAAAAAUAACACAUUUAAAAAAUUGAAAAUUCGGCCAAUUUUGGCAUUUUUUCCAUCUGAAAUUGGAGAAUUUUCCCUGUUUCCGGUCAUUUUUUGUGGAAAAAUUUCAAAAUUUUAGCCAUUUUUAGGUUGAAAUUACGGAAUUUUUCCAGAUUUUCGCGUGAAAAUUGGCGAUUUUUAAGCCUUUUUGUCUGAAAAUUUGCCCAUUUUUCCAGACUUUUCGCAAUUUUCUUCCCUCUGAAAUUUCCCAGACAUAUUUAUUUGAUUUUUUAUUGCUCCGCACUCCCUUUCCCGCGUUUUUUUUUGUUCCCCACAUUUCUGUGUCCCCCGAAUACCUUCUUUUUGUGUAAUUAUUGUUUAAGUUAAGCUUUUUUAGUAAAAAAAUUAUUGG
This is a messenger RNA of Caenorhabditis elegans, 2650 nucleotides long. RefSeq names its product Signal recognition particle subunit SRP72 (gene srpa-72). Lineage: Eukaryota; Metazoa; Nematoda; Chromadorea; Rhabditida; Rhabditidae. Gene Ontology annotation, cellular component: endoplasmic reticulum; cytoplasm; signal recognition particle. Gene Ontology annotation, molecular function: 7S RNA binding. The record is from RefSeq and is marked reviewed. Gene Ontology annotation, biological process: SRP-dependent cotranslational protein targeting to membrane.